Ornithorhynchus anatinus (platypus) is the source of this 1084-nucleotide messenger RNA. RefSeq names its product small integral membrane protein 30 (gene SMIM30). NCBI's taxonomy places the organism in Eukaryota, Metazoa, Chordata, Mammalia, Monotremata, Ornithorhynchidae. The record is from RefSeq and is a predicted model, not a curated record. Bases 1 to 486 code for a protein of 161 amino acids. The transcript is spliced from 3 exons.
AUGGGCAGAAGCUCCUGUGGGCCAGCUCCCAGGAUCGCGGCCGGGCGGCCCCUCCCUCUCCCCCCCUCCUCCCCGCGCCUGCGCGCCGCCGUUACGGCUCCCUGUCCUCGGUGCGGGGGGCAGCUCGGGCCGGGCCCGCCACGCCCUGUCACGCCCCGGCCCGUCCCGUCCCAUCCCGUCCCAUCCCGUCCCCCCGCCGACGGCCGAGCUUGCAGCCCUCCGGUGGCUCCAACCCUCCGCCGAGCGCCGCGUCCCAGCCCCCCCGGCCCGCAGGUCCAGGUGGGACCCGCCCAGGACACCAUGGCCUCGCCCAGGGUCUCGGCCGGGCUCCUGUUGGGCCUUGUUUCCCUGCUGCUGCCGCUGCCCGUGGUGGAAGCCGUCGAGGCUGGAGACGCUGUGGCCCUCCUGCUGGGCUUCUUCCUCAGCGUGACAGGCAUCUGCGCCUGCCUAGGGGUCUAUGCCAGGAGGAGAAACGAACAGCCGUGACUUGGAGGGGCCGCCCACCCCCGAACGAGGCCCGGCAACCCUCGGCGCCACCAAGGGAGAGGACCCGAAGGCCACCUCUACUGAUCGACGCCGAAAACGGACGCCGGAGGGGCCCCGUCCUCAAGAGGAGAUGUUGCCUUGAAAGGGAAGCGAGGUGGCUGACGUAGCCUCGGCCGAGGAAGGCCGUGUGCGGGAUUAAUAAUGCCGACGGACGGCCCCCUCCCGCGGGCGGAGAAGCUGGCCGAACGGUUCCACGGCUUUCCCGGGGGGAUGCGGCUGGAGAGCCGUGGUGAUUUCCCAGCCGGGAUCCCCGGGCGAGGAAAAUGGAUAGGCCCACCCAGUGUCUCUUUAGGAAUGCCACGUUCUUUCUACAGCAAUACACCCUCAUUCCCGCUCCGCGAGGGGUGAUGGGCAUUUCCUCAUUAUUUUUAUUACCCACAUGUCUUCUCCGUUCCUAGGCCGGUUUAAUCGCCCGUUCCGACCCUAUCGAGUCAACUGCCUCUUUAGAGUUUCUAUCGUCGUUUCUUCCUACGGACCUUAGGAUGACGAAUGCAGCGUAUUAUCCCUUUAAAUAAAAGAACAGUUUAACCUUGUAAAA